CUGCGGCGGUCCGACUGCGAGAGCGGCGGCGGCGGCGCGGGGCUUCUGUGGGCGUCGCUUGGCCGAGACCAUGGCUGGAGGCAAAGCUGGAAAAGACAGUGGGAAGGCCAAGGCUAAGGCAGUGUCUCGCUCCCAGAGAGCUGGGCUCCAGGUAUUGGAGUUGGCAGGUAAUGCUUCUAAAGAUCUCAAGGUAAAGCGCAUCACUCCACGUCACUUACAGCUUGCAAUCCGAGGUGACGAAGAGUUGGACUCACUUAUCAAGGCUACCAUAGCCGGGGGCGGUGUGAUCCCGCAUAUCCACAAGUCUCUGAUCGGAAAGAAGGGGCAGCAGAAAACUGCUUAGGACGUGAGUCACUGACCUGCUCUCCUCACUGUCUAUGACUAGGGCAGAGGGUACCAGUGCGCUGUGUGGAAAAGCAUAGACAAUUGCUGUAGACGAGAUAAAAGAUACAUUUGUAUGUUUUUAGACUCUGAAAGUAUGAUAAGUCCCCUUUACCUGUGGUCACAGUCAUGUGUUGAUUGGCCAGGUUUCUUCCUUGUAUUUUAUACAAAAAUAGAAUUGAUAAAACAUUUUUUACAAAAGUAA
This is a messenger RNA of Arvicanthis niloticus (Nile rat), 586 nucleotides long. Lineage: Eukaryota; Metazoa; Chordata; Mammalia; Rodentia; Muridae. The record is from RefSeq and is a predicted model, not a curated record.